This is a messenger RNA of Penicillium alfredii, 2079 nucleotides long. RefSeq names its product tRNA lysidine(34) synthetase. The transcript has 3 exons. Gene Ontology annotation, biological process: tRNA processing. The coding region runs from base 1 to 2079 and encodes 692 amino acids. The record is from RefSeq and is a predicted model, not a curated record. Gene Ontology annotation, molecular function: ATP binding; ligase activity, forming carbon-nitrogen bonds. NCBI's taxonomy places the organism in Eukaryota, Fungi, Ascomycota, Eurotiomycetes, Eurotiales, Aspergillaceae.
AUGGCCGCCAAACAUCUCCCCAUCUCUGUCUCCCAAUUUCGGGAGCAUUUUCACCGGUCAUGGUCCAAAUUUCGAAGGACUGGGAUUCAACCUCGAAAACAUGGAAUUAAAAAUGGAGAUGACUCGUUCGAUCUUCCACGCAGACUCGGACUCGCCGUCAGCGGUGGCGCAGAUUCCAUGGCCCUGGCGUAUCUGUGUCGGCAGUUGGAACAGUCUGCUGUCGCCGGGGUCAUCUCCGUGACCGCGUUCGUGGUCGACCAUCGCGCCCGCGCAGAGAGUAGCCACGAGGCGAAAAAGGUCGCUGGCUGGCUGUCUGACUUAGGCAUCAAAACCCAGGUCCUGGAGCUGGACUGGCCCCAAGUCUCUGGCAGCCAGGAUCAGUCAUCGAGCAAAAAUGCAGGAGUAUCAAUGCCAUCCGCCUUUGAAACGCAUGCACGGCGACUCCGCUUCCAGGCCCUCGGCUUGGCCUGCCGUGAGAACGGCAUUGAGACUCUGCUCAUGGGCCACCACCAAGACGACGACGUCGAGACUACUAUCUGGCGCCUGUCUUCUGGCGCACGAGGUGCCGGACUCGCGGGAAUCCCGCGAGUCGCCCGCAUCCCGGAGUGUCACGGUCUCUUUGGGGUCUCCGAGAGCGGAUCAUCCUGGAAAAUUCCCGCAGCAAAUAUCUCUCCGCAGGUGCCGGUGCAGGUGCGGUUCAAUGGGCAAAACGAAGGAAGAAUCUCAAUUUCUUCUGAUCCGGAGAGCAAAACUCCCACCACCCAGAAACAAGCACCUCCCUCCUCGCUUGCAACCGAGAUCUCUCUCGCCACAGGCGGCAUCCUCCUCUGCCGACCUCUGCUGUCCUUCCCGAAAGCCAACAUGCUCGCCACCUGCCAUGAGAACUGCAUCCCCUACGUCUCCGACCCAACAAAUUUCGAUCCCACCCUCACCCCGCGCAAUGCCAUCCGCAGCCUGCUCGCCUCCAACGCCUUCCCACGCGCCCUGCAACCAACCUCCAUCCUCUCACUGAUUCGCGCGAGUCAGGAUCUCCUCCAGACCUCCGACGAGCUCUCCAACCAACUCCUCAAAUCCCAAUGCCGCAUCCUCGAUGCCAAUCACAAGACAGGAACCGUGAUCCUCCAGAUCCUAGAUUCAGCCUCGACAGCACCACCAGAUCCCCAACUAGCCAAUCUCCCCGCCUUCCGCCUUCACCAGAUCCAAACCCUUACCCUCCGCCGCAUUACAGAAUUGGUCUCCCCUUUCCCGAGGAACCAUUUCUCACUGCGCAGCUUCGAGCCCUUUGUACCGCGCCUAUUCGUCUCAAGCAAUAAUAGCCACGAUGAUCCUCUGUCCCGCAAAAAACAAUCUUUCACUCUGGGAGGUGUGAUGUUCCAACCUCUCGCAAGAGAACAUAGCAUGCCAGAAUCUACGUCAAAGCAUGCGCAAGGAGCUGCCAAUAUCUGGCUCCUUUCCCGCCAGCCAUUCAUGAAAAACCGGUCCCCGGUGACAAAAGUCGACACCCCCAUGGCGGGCCCUUGGACGUCCUGGACUCUGUGGGAUCACCGGUACUGGUUCCGGUUUUCCGUUACUCCAAGUCUGCGCAGCCAACAAGAACAACUAUGGCACGAACGGCAAGCCCAGAGCAGCAGCAUCACCCUUCGACUACGGCCCUUCCAGCAGCCCGAUCUCCAAAAGAUUCGCGCGGGGUUCGAAGUUCCCGGAAGAAAAGGGCGGAAGAAACAUCCAGCGGCUUUUUUGAUGGAACUGCGAAAACGGCUUUCGGUUGAGGCGCCCGGUCCCGUCCGUUUUUCUGUUCCUGUACUGGCGGUGGAAAGAAGCCCUGCAACCGGAGCACAAGAAUCAGAUACUAGGGAAGAGGCCGAGCAAUUUUUAGCUCUACCCACCAUGCGCAUUUGUCUCACUGGGGACUCGGUAGACAAUACCCGCGCUGACGAAGUCGAGAUCUAUUCUGCGGGCAGGUGGUGGAUGAUAAAAUGGGAGUGCAUGUACAAAAUGAUUGAUACCCAGGCAUUGGGCCUGAUGGGCUGGUCGAUUGAAGAGGCUGAAGAAGCUAUGGUACAUGACAACAAAGGCUAG